Molecule: messenger RNA, 1586 nt
Organism: Solanum dulcamara
Lineage: Eukaryota; Viridiplantae; Streptophyta; Magnoliopsida; Solanales; Solanaceae
Product: F-box protein At3g07870-like
Exons: 1
Coding region: 275-1387 (370 amino acids)
Molecular function (GO): protein binding
Source: RefSeq, a predicted model, not a curated record
UAAGUUAAAAAGAAAAAGUUCCCACUGGAGAGAGAGUGUGUGUUUCUUCUUCUCAUCAAAUGUGGAAAAUGAAUUUGGGUUGAGUUGCUGUCUCUCAUCAAAUGAUCCUCAGGUAAUUGCUUGAACCCCCCCCCCCCCCCCAAUUAAAUUAGCAUUCAAGGCAAUUUCUUAAAGAUCGUUACGUAAAUUUGGGCAACUGUAGCUUCUGCAUAUAAACUGUUUGAUUGAUUGUCUCAACGAGAAAUAGAAUUUCGCUUUUCCUUAUAAUUAGAAGAUGAAGAAAGCAAGACAAAUUUCCGAUAUUUCGUCUCUUGCCGAAGAGAUUCUUGGGGAUAUUUUUUCAAGAUUACCAGUUAAAACUCUGCUGCGAUUGAAGGUCGUAUGUACACGCUGGUGCACUUUAAUUUCGACCCCCUGGUUUAUCUCUGCUCAGCUCAACAGGUUUAGUUCGGACCCUGAGAACCAUUAUAUCCUUUUUCAGAAUCUGUCGAGAAAUGGUUUGAUCCGUAUACGAAAUCCAGGAUGCUUGAUAAAGCUUAAUGAACCCUGUAUGUCUAAGUAUACUGUUGUAGGUUCAUUCAAUGGCUUGGUCUGUCUAACAACUAAUUGUUUCCGUAAAUUGAUUUGUCUAUGGAACCCUUCGAUAAAUCAAUUCAAGAUUCUCCCUAUGCACAAUUUGAACCUUAAAAGGAAACACAAAUGUAAUGUUAGAGUGGGUUUUGGGUAUGAACAGAAUUCUGAUGAUUACAAGGUCAUGAGGAUUCUAAACUAUGAGAUAGGUGGGCCAGCGACUAUAGUUGAGGUUUACUCAACCAAAUUGGAAUGUUGGAGAGAUGUGAAGACUAAUCAUUGCUUAAACAUGACUAGCGGCAGUUGUGAUGUAAUUGUUGAAGGGUUUACUUACUGGCUUAUCAGAAACUUGAAUGGAGUACCCCGUAAACCUGUUCUUGCCUCGUUUGAUUUGAAGAGAGAGAGGUUCAGCUUAAUUCCAGUACCGGAAGUAGUAACAUCUCAACAUUUUAGGGCCAUGAACUAUCAUGGGUCACUUGCAUUGCUUGCACACUCUUCACACAAUGAAUUCAAGGGGAGUCUUGAUGUUUGGAUGAUUGUAGGUGGUAGCAGUGGAGAGGAAGUAUGGCAAAAGAAGUUCACCUUUGGCAUGGAUUUUGAGUUUUCUAGGCAUUGGGGUCUUACUAGUGGAGAUAUAGUUGUUAAAAAUGCUCCAAACAUGCCGUUCUUGUUCAACCUGAGAACAAAACAAUUAAGGAUAAUAGGAACAAGAUCUAUUCAUUCAGUUUUCUACUAUACUGAGAGCCUUGUAUCGGUUAAGGGUUUCAAGCCUGUCACCAAUCAAUCAAAGGAGAAAAGGAAGGCUUCAUGUCUGUAGAAGAAAAAGCAAGAUAGAGCUAACAGGCCACAUAGCUGAACUGAAGUAAAUGUGGCAAUUCCAACAUAUUAUAUUGUACUUUUUCUUGUUUCUGUUUCAUAAUCAUUUCUAUGAUAGAUCUGUAUCUAAUCUAUCAUAGUUUCUCAAAUGUAUUAAGCAACCUUCACUAUAUAUGCAGUUGUUUUUGCCCCCUCUAACA